AUCUCAAAUACCGAUGAGGAGUACCAAAAACCAAACAAAGAACUGCACACCAAAAAAGUCUUCAAUCGGAGAAAAUCAUGUCUGCGUGGGAGAGAAAGAAAGCCUACCAAUUCCACUCUUCUCCCCUUCAAACCUUAAAGGAGUAAUUUUCAUGAACUCCAACUUUCAUUAGAGCUAUUUUGAACAAAUUAGCAGGAAUAAUUAGUGGGUAAUUUGCAUUAAUUAGAAAAAUAUGUGGGGUUUUGGUGGAAGAUUUUAUUGGGGGAGGAGAGAGAUUGGUAGAAGAAGAAGAGACGGAAUUGUGGUUUUAUUCGCUUGGAUGUCCAGUGAAGAGAGACAUUUGAAGCAUUACAUCGAUCUCUAUGCUUCUUUGGGUUGGAAUUCUCUUGUUUGCCACGCUCAAUUCCUCAAUUCAUUCUUUCCAGAGAAGGCGACGUUGUUGGCUCUGGACAUUCUGGAUGAGCUUAUUAAGGAAUUGAAGAUAAGUCCAUGCCCGAUUGUAUUUGCUUCCUUUUCUGGCGGUCCGAAGGCUUGCAUGUAUAAAGUUUUACAGAUAAUCGAGGGCAAAUGUGAGACGCAUAAAAAUCUUAACUAUCAAGUAGUCAGAGAUUGUGUUGCUGGCCACAUUUAUGAUUCCAGUCCUGUGGAUUUUACCAGUGACUUGGGUGCUCGUUUUGUUCUUCAUCCUUCGGUUCUUAAAGUAUCGAACCCACCGAGAUUCGUCUCAUGGAUAGCAAACAGCAUUGCAUCUGGUUUGGAUGGCCUUUUCCUGAGUAGGUUUGAAUCACAACGAGCUGAGUACUGGCAGACUCUAUACUCGUCAGUUACCUUGGGAGCUCCAUAUCUCAUCAUGUGCUCGGAGGAUGAUGAUCUUGCUCCUUGUGAAACUAUUUGCAAUUUUGCUCACCGGUUGCGGAAGCUUGGUGGUGAUGUCAGACUUGUGAAAUGGACCAGCUCACCCCAUGUAGGUCACUACCGACAUUAUCCACUUGAUUACAAGAGUGCUGUGUCUGAGCUACUCAGAAAGGCAUCAGCCAUUCAUCAACAGAAUAUACAGCGGCUUAAAGUACGGAGAAUUGGUUUUGAGUGUGCCCGCGAUGAGAUUUCUGAACCACUGGGUGAUCUAAGAAAAGCUGCAGACGACCCAACUGACAUUUUCAAGAGAUUCUCAGGUGAGCUGGAACGCCAUGUGAGUGUGGCGAAAAGUUCAGUGGAGUAUCAUGAAGAUAGAGCUGUGGGGUCAGUCCAAGACGAGAAACCUGGCCUUGUCCGCCUGCCUAGCCCACCGAGGAUCAAUGCUAACGGAGUGCUUGGUCAAAUGCUCUUUGAUGUAUGCGUCCCGAAGAACAUAGAAGAAUGGGAUGCAGGAACGCUUAGCUCUUUGCGUCAUUCUCCAUUUCCUUCAACAAGGAGGCACUCGAUGCACUUUAAUCCAAUGAAAUGCAUAAAACGUUCGAGGUUAUGAUUUCCAUUUUGACAUUCAGAUGGUGAUGAAAAAUGUUUUCUUUUUUUGGCGAGAUCAAAUUCCUCUAACAAAAUGCUCGACUGCGUUGCACGUUGCACGGCUAGAGUGACAUUGGAAGCAUAGGGCAAGUUAUUCAGAAGGAUCCUUUUCUGUGAUUGAAGCCUCAGGCAGCCCUUUAGUUUGGUGUUUAUAUUACCCCUUUAAGAAUGUAUAGUGGUUUGAGAUGUGCACGACCUUUAGUAAUACUUGUGUAAAAAAACAUCAAUUAGCAUUACUAUAUUAUAGUUUCUGAAUACUAAUAUAUUAUUGGAUAGUUGGAUUGUCAAUUUAUGUUUAUGUAACUUAAGGGCCUAUUUGGCCAAUAACUAAUAGCUAAAGUUGUUGGCAAACCAAUUAGAAGUAUUGGCUGAUUAGCUAGUUGUUUAAGUUGAUUGUCUAAGUCAACAGGUAUUCGGUAUAAAUUAUUGGUUGUUAGCUGUAUUAAACAUAAGUAAGUACAAAAUCUAAAGUUAAUAAAAAAUUUACUCCUUGUAGCUU
Amaranthus tricolor (Joseph's coat) is the source of this 2002-nucleotide messenger RNA. RefSeq lists its product as uncharacterized. The transcript is spliced from 6 exons. The record is from RefSeq and is a predicted model, not a curated record. NCBI's taxonomy places the organism in Eukaryota, Viridiplantae, Streptophyta, Magnoliopsida, Caryophyllales, Amaranthaceae. Bases 233 to 1465 code for a protein of 410 amino acids.